AUGUCAAAGGUUGGCUGGCUCCUGCUGGCACCUUUGUUGGUGAACGGCCUCAGGCCUGGUGCAUUUCUGAGGGAUCCGGUGACGCUGAUCGAUCAGAACCGAAUCCCCAAUGGAGAGCCGUCGUAUUCGUGGUCGGAGGAGCAUCUGGACGUGCCGAUUGACCAUUUCGCAUUCGCUGAUACUCGGGAAUUCCCGUUGCGGUAUUUUAUUAAUUUGACUUACUAUGAGCCCGGAGGGCCCAUCUUCUUUUACACCGGAAAUGAGGGGAAGUUGGAGGUGUUUGCGGAGAAUACUGUAAGCUUUGAGCCUUUCUAAUUUUAAUGAUAUCAUAACUAUCGCUACAGUAAGCUGUCCUUAUUUUAAAUUGCAGAAAAAUCAAUUUGAUUUCAGGGUUUUAUAUGGGACAUUGCCCCUGAAUACAAAGCCGCGAUUGUUUUUACUGAGCAUCGCUUCUACGGAAACUCUCUUCCAUUCGGAGAGGAUUCCUACAAGCACAUCAAGAAUCUCGGAUAUCUGACCUCAGAACAGGCGCUUGCCGACUUCGCCGAUGUCAUUACGUAUUUGAAAACCCAGGUGAGAAUUGGAGAUUUCAUUUAGGCAAUGUAAACGUAUGCUUUUCAGAGAAUCCCUCAAGCAACCCACUCUCCUGUGAUUGUAUUUGGUGGAUCGUAUGGUGGGAUGUUGGCGGCUUGGUUCAGGAUUAAAUAUCCGCAUCUGGCUGAUGGGUAAGACUUAUAUCUUUUAGCAAAAAAAUUGAAAAAAAAUUAGUAGAUUUUGGCUAAAAAUCGGUCGUAUGCCUUGGAAAACAUUGCUCUAAGCAAGCGUUAAAUAUCAUCAAAAUUUGAAAUUUAUAUCUCGAAAAUUUCCCUCACAAUGCUAUUUUCAGUGCCAUUGCUGCAAGCGCCCCAUUGCUUUGGUUCCAAAACACUGGCGUCCGACAAGACGGCUACGCGAAUAUCACCACCAGAACCUUUAAGCUGAGUGGCUGUGAUCUGACGCAUCUUCGCGCUUCCUUCGACGCGAUGCGAACGUUGGCCAAGACCGAGGAUGGUCGUGAUCAUUUGAACAAGGUGCUGAAGUUGGGGAAGUCUUCCGAAUUCGAGCACUCGCAUGAUUACAAUAUUUUGGUGAACAUCUUCGCGGAUGUCAUGGGUAAUGUUGUUAUGAUCGAUUACCCGUAUCCCACCAACUUUUUUGCGCAAGUUCCGGCAUGGCCAGUCAAGGUGAGCGAACUUUUUUUGAACUGUUACGUAUGUAUGCAUAAAUAUUUUUGCGAUAAAAGUUAUUGUCAUCAUUUUAGAAAAUGUGCGAGAAAUUCAACGGAGACAUCCCAGAUGAUCCAAAGGAGACCGUCAAGCCGUUGUAUGACAUCCUCAAUAUCUUCUACAACACUUCCGGAAAGCUCGAAGAGUUUUGUCUUCGCGGCCCCGACUGCGGCAACGAUCAACUUGGCGCCAUGGACGGCUGGAACUGGCAGAUCUGCACCGAAAUGAUCAUGCCAAUCUGCAACUCCGGCCUGCCUGAUGACGUCUUCGACAAGACCUGUCCAUUUGUCAUCACCGCCGACUUUGAGCGAUGCCACAAGCAAUACUCUGACAUUGGAUACGAGCACAAUUUGUACCGUCCCAACUGGGUCAUCGAACAUUACGGAGCCGAGUUCCCCUCUGCCAGUAAUAUCGUUUUCAGCAACGGAUAUCUGGACCCAUGGAGUGCGGGUGGCUGGAAAUUGGAGCCGGCCACCGAAGGGACUCUGGUCAGUCUGAUUAUUGAGGAUGGCGCUCAUCACUACGACUUGAGGGCAGCACAUCCCGAUGAUACGCCGCAAGUCAAGCAAGCCAGACUGAUUGAGAAGGAGAACAUUGAUCGAUGGAUUGGGAAGGCCAGAGCUCGGCCAAGUCAACAGUUCAAGAGAAAGAAGACCGAAAAGACGGUCGGUCAAAAGCCCGCCCAUAAACAUCACACCAACCAUCGACACUAUCAUAGACAUCAGCAUCAUCUUCGUAGUGAAGUCAAUGGUCAGUAA
Molecule: messenger RNA, 2023 nt
Organism: Bursaphelenchus xylophilus (pine wood nematode)
Lineage: Eukaryota; Metazoa; Nematoda; Chromadorea; Rhabditida; Aphelenchoididae
Source: the annotation of a GenBank genome assembly